CUCACCAACAUAUGAGAUGAGAAGAAAGAUCAAAGUGAAUGUAAAUGGCAAAGGCACAUCAGAUAACAGUAGGAAGCACUUGGGGAAUCAGAAACAUUUUUCAAUCCCUUGUAGCCAUCUUAGUCACUACUCUUGUUGUCACUGCCAUUUAUCUAACACAAGAAGGAGAUCAAUGGUCUGAUGAAAGAACCAAGUUACAUUCAUUAUCAAAAUGUGACUUGUUUUCUGGGAAGUGGGUUUUUGAUAAUGAAUCAUAUCCACUCUACAAGGAGCAACAGUGCACGUUCAUGUCUGAUCAAUUGGCUUGUGAGAAGUUUGGAAGGAAGGACCUUGGCUACCAGAAUUGGAGGUGGAAACCACACCAAUGUGACUUACCCAGGUUCAAUGCUACAGCAUUGCUUGAAAGGCUAAGGAACAAGAGGAUGGUGUUUGUGGGGGAUUCACUAAACAGAGGGCAAUGGGUUUCAAUGGUUUGCCUUGUGGAAUCUUCUGUUCCCCCAACUCUCAAAUCCAUGCGAACCAUUGCAAAUGGGUCCCUCAACAUCUUCAAGGCAGAAGAGUACAAUGCAACGAUCGAGUUCUACUGGGCUCCAUUAUUGGUAGAAUCAAACUCAGAUGACCCUGUGAACCACAGGGUAGCUGAACGAACCGUAAGAGUGCAUGCCAUAGAGAAACAUGCUAAGUACUGGACUGAUGCAGACAUUUUGGUCUUCAACACUUUCCUAUGGUGGAGAAGGAAAGCAAUGAAUGUUUUGUGGGGUUCAUUUGGAGACCCAAAUGGGGUGAUGAAAAGGGUAGGAAUGGUGAGAGUGUAUGAAAUGGCCUUGAGAACAUGGUCGGAUUGGUUGGAAGUUCAUGUUAAUCGCAACAAGACCAACUUGUUCUUUGUUUCUAUGUCACCAACUCACCAAAAGGCACAUGAAUGGGGAGGAGCUAAGGGUGAGAAUUGUUACGAAGAAAGAGAUAAAAUUAGAGAAGAAGGGUAUUGGGGGAAUGCUUCAUAUCCAAGUAUGAUGAGAGUGGUGGAAGAUGUGAUUGAAGAUUUGAAUGGAAGAGGGUUGAAAGUUGAAUUGCUAAACAUCACACAGCUCUCAGAGUAUAGGAAAGAAGGGCACCCAUCAAUCUAUAGAAAGCAAUGGGACCCUCUGACCGAAGAGCAGUUAUCAAACCCAAAAACUUAUGCUGAUUGCAUACAUUGGUGCCUCCCUGGUGUACCUGAUGUCUGGAAUGAGCUUCUUUAUGCUUAUAUUCUCCAUCCAUGACUAACUUUUCCAAUUUUCUUUUUGCUUUGUUAUUUUUUUCAUUCAUGUGCUGGGGAGAGUUCAAUUGUAAAGAAUGCUCUCCUAAUCUUUCAAAUCUCAUGUUAACUUUGAUUACUAAAAUACAGAUAUAGUUCUCAUUUCA
Vigna angularis (adzuki bean) is the source of this 1404-nucleotide messenger RNA. RefSeq names its product protein trichome birefringence-like 34. Gene Ontology annotation, molecular function: O-acetyltransferase activity. The transcript is spliced from 5 exons. Gene Ontology annotation, cellular component: Golgi apparatus. Lineage: Eukaryota; Viridiplantae; Streptophyta; Magnoliopsida; Fabales; Fabaceae. The coding region runs from base 45 to 1262 and encodes 405 amino acids. The record is from RefSeq and is a predicted model, not a curated record.